Molecule: messenger RNA, 2608 nt
Organism: Ictidomys tridecemlineatus (thirteen-lined ground squirrel)
Lineage: Eukaryota; Metazoa; Chordata; Mammalia; Rodentia; Sciuridae
Gene: Retsat
Product: retinol saturase
Biological process (GO): retinol metabolic process
Cellular component (GO): endoplasmic reticulum membrane
Molecular function (GO): all-trans-retinol 13,14-reductase activity
Source: RefSeq, a predicted model, not a curated record
UUCGUUUCCGCCCAGACUUCUGUGAGCCGUCGGGAUGUGGCUCUCCCUGGUGCUGCUGUUGGUGCUGCUGCUGCUCGCGGGCGUCCGCCGUGUCUACUUGGGGCUGUUCGCCGGGCGCUCCCCGAACCCCUUCUUGCAGGACGUCAAGCGGCCGCCCGCGCCCCUGGUGACCGACAAGGAGGCCAGGAAAAGGGUUCUUAAGCAAGUUUUCUCAGCAAGUCAAGUGCCAGAGAACCUGGAUGUGGUGGUGAUUGGCAGUGGCAUUGGGGGCCUGGCUGCAGCUGCGAUUCUGGCGAAAGCUGGCAAGCGAGUCCUGGUCUUGGAGCAGCACACCAAGGCAGGGGGCUGUUGUCAUACCUUUGGCAAAAAUGGCCUUGAGUUUGACACAGGGAUCCAUUAUAUUGGGCACAUGGAGGAGGGCACCUUUGGCCGCUUUAUCUUGGACCAGAUUACUGAAGGGCAGCUGGACUGGGCUUCUCUGUCCUCGCCUUUUGACACAGUGGUACUAGACAGGCCCAGUGGCCGAAAGGAGUUCCCCAUGUACAGCGGGAAGAAAGCAUACAUUGAAGGCCUCAAGGAGAAGUUUCCCCAGGAAAAAGAUGUCAUCGACAAGUACAUAAAGCUGGUGAAGGUGGUAGCGGAUGGAUCCAUUCACGCCAUCUUGCUGAAGUUCCUCCCAUUGUGCGUGGCCCAGCUCCUCAGCAAGUGUGGGCUGCUGACUCGGUUCUCUCCAUUCCUGCAUGCGUCCACCCAGAGCCUGGCUGAGGUCCUGCAGCAGCUGGGGGCCUCCCCUGAGCUCCAGGCCGUGCUCAGCUACAUUUUCCCCACCUAUGGUGUGACCCCCAGCCGUACCACCUUUUCCAUGCAUGCUCUGCUGGUCAACCACUACCUACAGGGGGCCUUUUAUCCCCGAGGGGGUUCCAGUGAAAUCGCCUUUCAUAUCAUCCCUGUGAUUAAGCAAGCCGGGGGCGCUGUCCUCACAAAGGCCACUGUGCAGACUGUGUUGUUGGACUCAGCUGGGAAAGCCUGUGGUGUCCGUGUGAAGAAGGGACAAGAGCUGGUGGACAUCUACUGCCCCACUGUGGUCUCCAACGCAGGCCUGUUCAACACCUAUGAGCACCUACUGCCGGAGAGUGCCCGCUGUCUGUCAGGUGUGCAGCAACAGCUGCAGAUGGUGCGGCCAGGCCUGAGCAUGUUCUCUGUCUUCAUCUGCCUGCACGGGACCAAGGAGGAGUUGGGUCUGCAGUCCACCAACUACUAUGUUUAUUUCGACAUCAACAUGGAUAAGGCGAUGGAGCGCUACAUCUCCAUGCCCAGGGAGAAGGCUGUGGAACACAUACCCCUCUACUUUAUUGCUUCCCCUUCAAGCAAGGACCCGACCUGGCCCGGCCGCUUCCCAGACCGGUCCACGCUGACUGUGCUGAUACCCACCGCCUACGAGUGGUUUGAGGAGUGGCAGGAGGAGCCGCAAGGGAAGCGGAGCCACGACUAUGAGACCCUCAAAAGCUCCUUUGUUGAAGCCUCCAUAUCCGUGGUCCUCAGACUGUUCCCACAGCUGGAGGGGAAGGUGGAGAGUGCCACGGGAGGGUCCCCACUGACCAAUCAGUUCUUCCUGGCUGCUACCCGAGGGGCCACCUAUGGGGCCGACCAUGACCUGGACCGCCUGCAUCCUUACGUGAUGGCUUCCAUCAGGGCCCAGAGCCCCAUCCCCAACCUCUACCUGACAGGCCAGGACAUCUUCACCUGCGGAUUGAUGGGGGCCCUGCAAGGGGCACUGCUGUGCAGCAGUGCCAUCCUGAAGCGGAACCUAUACUCAGACCUCAAGGAUCUCGGCUCAAGAGUGCGGGCCCAGAAGAAGAUGAUGUAGUUCUUUAGGGACAAUGAGUGGCCCCUGCACCUGCCCUGACCCACCUGUAAUGCCUUUACUGCACUGUUAAUUCUUUGCACACAGAAAGCACUAAUUGCACUGAUUUCUGAACACACUUCUCCAGUGGAGUUCUUCCUUACCUCUGAGGACAUAUCUUUCCUCCUCAAGUGGCCAGGCUGCUGAUGUGGACAGUUUGAGGCUCAGAUAGGUGGUGCUGUGGUAGAAAGUCGGUCAGGACUAGGAUGUGAGCAAAGCCCAGAGAUGACACCUGUAGUUUGCUGGUACAUAUCCAAGUUGUUCAUCCCCCAUGCCUCCCCUUUUGAUUUGGGGUAUCUGUACACAAUGAGAUGCCUUAGGGAUGGGACCUAGUUCUAAACAAUUAAUUUUGCAGUGCUGGUGAUGGAACUCAGGGCCUUGUGUAUGCCAGGCAAAUGCUCUGCCACUGAGCUGCACCCCCAGGUCAAAAAUUGCAUUCAUGUUUCAUAUAUACCUUAUAUACAAACCAAGAGUAAUUUUAUGAUACUUGGAACAAUUUUUUUUUGCAUUUUGACUUCUUGUCACAUGAGGUCACAAUGGCACUCAGAAAACUUUGUAAAAUCCAAGAAUUCUUGAUGUCAGUAAGGGAUGCUCAGCCAAAGAUUAAGAAAGAUACCAUUUUCCCUUAUUACCCGAAUCACCAAGUGUCUUAUUUUUAGUACACUUUAAUACAGAAUUAAUAAAUGUAAUGGUUUCAUUGCUUUA